AUGCACUCGCCGUCGGGUCUGGAGGCGCCUGGUGUGCGGAUCUCAUCCAUGCCACAAGGUUUCACUAGAGAGACUCUCCGUUCGACCGAAUCCGAGUCCGCUGGUGCUGAUGGUGAGUCAGAGAGCUUCAGAUGCCCAAUCGUCUUCUCGACGAAACUGGUCAAUCGGCAGUCGAGUCCCGGCAGAUCAGGUCCCAUCUGCCCGAGGUCGAUUACAUUUUGUCAGACCACUUCUCCGGACGACAUCAGCCCCUCUCCGGGCCUCGAAGAAGGCCAGUCAGUCCAAGGCAGCCACAUUUCUCCCAUCCUACAGUUACCGGGAGACUCGCCUCAGGCUCUGGUGUCUGAUGCGUCAUUGCUGCUGUUGCCAUCGUUACCACCUUCCGUUGCAGCGAGAGAGCCUGUUGCCUCAGCUACCAGUGGCCUCAUCUUGAUGAGUCCAGCCACUGAGGCCACCUCCUGUCAAAGCCUGGUCUCAUCGGGGGACUCGGAUUCGGGCAGAUUUAACUCCUCCACCCCCCUCACCUUCAGCCUCACAUCGACGUCUGUGGCUUCUAUCCUCUCAUCCUCAACCCCACUCUCUGCUUGCUCUUCUUCCUCCUCUUCAUCAUCUUCUUCUUCCUCUUCUUCGUCUUCGUCAUCCUUCACCAGCGCUUCGAUCGCACUGACUGAUCGAGUUCGGGACUCCAACUGCUUCACUUCGGGUGAUAGAAGGUCGGGCCAUGAAAACGAAGCUGACUAUCUUCAGAAGGUUCCGCCGCAGCACGAGAUAGGCUAUCUCGAAAAAGAGGUAGGGCUCAAACCGAAUGGCGAAGGGUUCGAAAAUAUGCAAAGUCAGUCGAUUGCAAGGGGAUUCAACUUGGAGAAGCCAGAAGCUUCUGUCCCUCAAGCCUGGCCUCGAACGAGGGACAUCGAAGCAAUCAAAGAGGAAGGAAGAGGCUCACAACUGGCUCGCUCAGCCAGCGUCUCUUUUCCAACCACAUCGUUGUCUUCUCCUUCUUCUUCUUCUUCUUCUUCUUCUUCUUCUUCUUCUUCCACAUCUUCUUCGUCGUUUUUGUCUGGUACCGCUGCCAAACGACUUAUGGAGCCGAGUGGUGAGCUGCAAAAAUCUCUUGACAGACAGUCUACAACUGGACCCAUAUGGAGCCCAUUUGUGAGAGGCUGCCACACUGAUGAAUUCAACUGGAACAGAUCACAUCUGGAUGUCGCCCCCGUAGAAAGGCUGCACAACGGCCCCGCUUUGUCCGUGAGUCUAGACCGAGAAGUCCUUUGUGCUCAUGUCGAUUCAACGGAAGCUUCCGAGGUGGGCUUCUUUUGCCCGGGACUGACAAAAGUCUGUGAUCAGGCGUUUGGUAGUCAUAGAAACGGCAACCGCAAAGGCAAAAGUGACGGCGAGACUGAGACCGAGACGAAAGACGAGGCUGAGACAGGAGAACAUGCAGGACGAGCAGAUGCUGAUGGCGGCCGAGCAGUUAGAAAGCCAUCCUCCUGUUAUGCCGGCCUGCCUCUCUUUGAACCCACUAUUCCGGAGGCUAGAGGGUAUCUACCAGAGGCAUCUUGUCGCCUACCCGAGUCCCAUCAGUCCUUUCACUUGUAUGCCCACCCUCCGCCCCACCGACCCCAACAGCCCCACCCACACCACCACCACCAUCAUCAGUAUCAGCAGCAGCAGCAGCAACAGCAACAGAGAUCAGCAUCUCGUCUGUACCAAACGUAUGCAGACAUGUCACCCGAUCAAACGCUUCUGUUGGGCACCGGAGACACGGCAGCCGGUCAGUCGGCCUCGGUACCGCCUCGCUCGCGAUGUGCUCACUUCACGCCGGCUUACUUCACCUUGUACCCCCAAUCGGCACCUCCGGUUAGCCAACAACCUCCAUACAAUCAACCACAAUCCCAUCCAUUUUCGCAUCAUUCUCCACCUUCGCACAAUCACCUGGCUCAUCAGCAUCAGCAUCAGCCUCACCAGCAUCAGCAUCCACACACUCCUCCUCAUCCACUUCCCGACCAAUCACAGCAUCAGCUACAGGACCGCCAAGCCUUCUACGCACCGACUGUGUAUCCGGGAGGCCAGGAGCUACAUCCAACAUUUCAUCCGGCCACUGGCUGCGAAAUGGGUUGCCUACCGGGCGGCUCGAGUCUCCAACGGCCGUCUGGUCAGCCUCGCCCACUCCAACCCUCGCAGCUGUUACAUACUCACUAUCAGCCUACUUGUGCCGCCGCCUCCACAUUUGCAUCACAACCUGACUCGACUCGUCUGCCCCACCAACACGGUCCUACCCUUUCUGGUUGCCAUGCCACCAGCCUCCCCAAGACUCUGUUGACCUCGUCUCAGCCGGACUCGCAGCAACGACCUACACAAGAUCAUCAACUACGUCCGACGCUCGUCGGUCUCGGCAAUUCUGCUCGACUGGCCGGCUCGCCAACCUCUCCCGAUCCCGAAACUAGCCACGGAAACCCAUUACAGCCGGCAUUUUGUCGUCCUCACGAUACGCCUCCUCCUCCGCUACAACUCCACAAUCUGCUCAUUCAUACCUACACACAAUCGCUAGACUUGAUCAACAACCACACCAGUACCAUCCAAGACCUGGCAACUACGGACCAUGAGAACACAACUCUCACCAGCGCCUCUUCCACCACCAAAACCUGCGGCAAUCCGAUGCGAGAAGACGUCUCGGACGCGGCUCAUCUGCCCCUAGACACAGAGAAUAGGACUGCCCAGUCGCAGCACCUGGAGGCGCCAUACUUUCGGCAGAUGUCGGCCGCCUCCGAAGCCGCCUCGCCGACUCCUCGGCCACCUCCUCCUCCUCCUCCUCCUCAUCUGCCUCAAUUGCUAUUUCCCCCACCACCGCUACCAUCCUCGCCGGGUCUAAAGACCACCUGUAGCCAGCAUAUGCUGACGCGCGGCCCCACCGACACAACCACAGCCUUGUCAGCCACGCCUGUUUGGCGGCUACCGGCAGACGCAUCUUCUGCCAUGACCGGUCAUCAGGGCCUCGGACCACGGCAUCCUCAGUCCCAACAAAUGGCCGCUAGCCAAACCACGGGACUCGGGCAAUUCUGGCAAUUCAAGCAGACGCCAGAAGUAAUCCAUGGGCUGGGUGUCAUAUCAUCGGGAUCCUCUUCAUCGUCGUCGUCAUCUUCUGCCAUCACAGCCACUUCGGAGGCAAUGCUCGGCUAUAACCGACCAGGGUGGGUUUCAUAUUCGAGUAGUUGCCUUUUGAUAUGCGCUUACAUAGUCCAACAUUUAAUGCGAAGACACGUGAACACUUGA
This is a messenger RNA of Protopolystoma xenopodis, 3270 nucleotides long. The record is from the annotation of a GenBank genome assembly. Lineage: Eukaryota; Metazoa; Platyhelminthes; Monogenea; Polystomatidea; Polystomatidae.